Eleginops maclovinus (Patagonian blennie) is the source of this 5594-nucleotide messenger RNA. It is a transcript of the gene recql4, whose product is annotated as RecQ helicase-like 4. Gene Ontology annotation, molecular function: ATP binding; nucleic acid binding; zinc ion binding. The record is from RefSeq and is a predicted model, not a curated record. NCBI's taxonomy places the organism in Eukaryota, Metazoa, Chordata, Actinopteri, Perciformes, Eleginopidae. Gene Ontology annotation, cellular component: cytoplasm; nucleus; chromosome. Gene Ontology annotation, biological process: telomere maintenance; DNA replication; double-strand break repair via homologous recombination.
CAUUUACAGGCAUGUGUUAGAAAUUCAAGAUAUUCAAAGCUAUUGCAAAUCCAAUAAUUUGUUGGUUAUUGUAAUUUUAAUCUGUAUCGUCUCUAUGUUCUCAUCGCAAAUACGUUUUUUUCACGUUGUACCCUGUUAAAACUGAAAACGAUGUUUUGUGAGACUGGGGGAUAGAGGAAGUAACCUGGCAACACAGCCUGUCAUACACCGGCGCGGGAAAAUCGUAAACAAAACACAUCGGAAGAAAAGCCUUUGGUGCAGUUCACUGAUAAGUUUACUUAGCAAUAACUACAUAUGUAGGGGUGUUGUCUCUCUGAGUAACUGUUCCUUUUAUUAGAGAAAAAGCAGUUUCCGCUGCUAUAUUACAGAUAUGUUUAUACGUGUAAGCUAACUAUCAUACCGUGUUGCUGCAAGGUUAACUCAUGCCUGACAGACGGUCAAAUAUGUGAUGGUUUCAAGUUAGUUAAAUAAGAUAAGACGUGUUGUCCCACUAAAUGUUACAAUGGAUCGAUACAACGAUGUGAAACUUCAGCUGAAAACCUGGGAGCAAGGGUUUGUUAAAGACCACCAGAGGAAACCUAACAAGGAGGACAUUGAUCAAGCUCCAGAUGAAACCAGGAACCUGUAUAAAGAGUACCGCAGUUUGAAACAAGCCAAAGAAAACAGCAGCAGUGAUGCAGGCAGCGGACAUGCUGAACAGGCCAAAGCUACAGCUGCGGUCAACACACCACAGAAGGAUUCAGACUGUUGGGGUUCCCAUCUGAACCGCAGCUCACAGCCUGCACCUUCUCCCAGACUGACAUCCGAGGACAGAGACAAUCUACAGGCAUCUUCCCAAUACUAUGGCAUGAAACUGAAAAACAACAUAGGGACACUCAGUAAGGAGAGACCUGUCUCACUGAAGAAGUCGUUCGUUCCUGGACGGGUGCCUCUUAACUCCUUGAAAGAUGGACUAACUGGACACACAAACAGCCCUGUUGCUACCCCUGUGAAGAACCCAUUCAAUGAACCCCGAUCCAGCCCCUUCACACCAAGAAGAUUUAACGCUGGUCUGGUUUCAAAGACACCCCAUAAAGUGGAGCCUGAAGAGCCGUGUGAACCCUUUGAAUCUAUCAAAGAUUCUUGUGAAGAACCGACAAGUGCUGCCAUAAGUUUUAGUAGUCCUAGUGUUAUAAGUAGUAAGAGUUGUACUGGUAAAGUUAUUAGUUCACAAAAUCUGAAUAUCUCUUAUCUAGCUCCCUCUCCAGCCAGAUCUUGUGCACUGUUGCCGUCAUUAUCUUCUCCAAGUAGGCCAGGAACUUUAAGAGGAGAUGUAGGAGCCACGGGGAAAUUAAAUGAAAGUAUAGGAACUAUAGGAGACAAAGAAAAAGAUGUGGAAACUUUAAGAACUCCUCACAAGGGUGUUGAGGAGGCAGGUGUUGGAGCUUUGAUCAGCUUGAGGGGAAGCCCUCAGGUUAUUGCUGGUUUCAGAGGAGGAAAAGCAGGAAAGCCCUCUCCUGCCAGCAGACUGAGUUUUGUUGACAAGAAGUGGCUGGAGCGGUGUCAGGUGUUCGGAGAGAUGGGGGCUGAGGUGAAGCCUGGAGCAGGAAACAUGGAGAUAAAUGUGGAUAAAAGAGGAGAGGGCGAAGAGGGAAAAGACACACAAGUUAAAAUACAAGAAGAUGAGAAAGCUGUCAAAGAAGUUGUAGAUGUAGCGCGAGAAAGAAGAGCAUCAAAAGUUUCGGGGAAAGAUAUAGAGCCUAAGAGCAAUGCUCAUGACAAAACAGUCAGCGAAAGUGAACCAGAACCUUCUCUACAACACCCUGGAAAAAGUAAUCAAGGAAAGGACAAAGGAAAAGCAAAGAAGGGAGAUAUUGAGGAGAUGGAAAUAGGACUGACACCACCUUUAACGCCAGAAAAAGACAAUGAGGCAAGUCACAAAUCUAAAGGUGUGAAGAAGAAAGGAAAGAAAAGGCAGAGAGAGGCAGAGCAUAAUGAAGGAGAGACGCCAGAGGAGGGAGGAGUAAAGAAGAGGCGCAAGAAGAAAGAGGAGAGCUCUGUUGGAAACCCCGGCACCGCUCAAGAAGGAGGGAAGAAAAAGAGAUCCAAGAAAAAGGGAGAUGAAGAAGAGGAGGCAGAAGAAGAGAAAAAAACCAAGGAACCAAAAAAGCUUCCUCAGGAGAACUUGUUGGGCGAAAUAGAAGAGGACUAUAAAGCCAGAAGAGCGUAUAAAACUCAGCCUGCCAAAGUCAAAGGCAUGAAAGGGGCAGAGGGAAACUUUGUGAAGAUAAAUCUGAAGAAGAAAUCUCAUGUAAAAGGAUACGCUCUCAGAGGUGCUGGUCUACGCAAACAGAUCUAUAUGGAGAAGUUCCAGCUGAAGGGCGAACGUUUCGGUGGACAUGGAUUUCUUAGCAGAGGAAGAGGGGGAGGUUUCAGAGGGGGAGGAUUCAGAGGAGGUUUCAGAGGGGGGAUGAAUCAGUCGGGGGACACCUGCUACAAGUGUGGAGGGACCGGACACUGGGCCAUAAACUGCAAAGGACCAGCCCCUCCCCCCUCUGCUGCUGACCAUCAGCCCGAUGAGGAGGAGCCGUUUGAACUGCCCACCCUGGAGGAGGUUGCUAGGGCAACAGGCACACUGCAACCUCAGCCAACGGCAGCGUCUUCCAGUACAGCAGAGGAGCAGCCGUCCCAGGAUAAGCAAGGGGACAGUAACCUUAAAGACGAGGUGUUGCUGAAUGUGAUUCGUCCAGACUAUGAGCGUCCUGUUGCUCCACCUCCAAUGGAACCACUAUUUCCUCUCACAGAUGAUGGGAAAGUCCAGGAAGCGCCUCCUGAGCUGUAUGAGGCUCUGAAAGAACUCGGCUAUCAGUCAUUUAGACCCGGACAAGCGGAAGCCAUCAUGAGGAUACUGUCAGGUCUGUCUACCCUGGUAGUGUUGUCAACGGGGAUGGGUAAAUCGUUGUGCUAUCAGCUCCCAGCCUACAUGUACGCUAAGCGAUCAAAUAGCAUCACUUUGGUCAUUUCCCCUCUAGUCUCGCUGAUGGAUGACCAGGUGUCUGGCCUGCCAGCCAAUCUGAAGGCAGCCUGUAUUCACUCCAACAUGAGCAAGAAACAGAGGGAAGCUGCGAUAGAAAAGGUGAAGGCAGGUGAGGUGUGUGUGUUGCUCCUCUCUCCGGAGGCUCUGGUGGGGGGAGGCGGUUCAGGUUCAGGUUGUCUGCCCUCUGCUCAGGAUCUCCCUCCUGUGGCCUUCGCCUGUAUCGACGAAGCUCAUUGCGUCUCAGAAUGGUCGCACAACUUCAGACCCUGCUACCUGAGACUCUGUAAGGUACUAAGGGAGCGUUUGGGAGUGCAGUGCUUGCUGGGACUCACGGCUACAGCCACACUGUCCACUGCUCUGGACAUCGCACGACAUCUGAACAUCAACGAUAAAGACGGCAUUGCAGUCCGAUCUGCAGCAGUGCCUCCUAACCUGCACCUGUCUGUGUCCAUGGAUAGAGAAAAAGAUCAGGCUUUAGUGUCCUUGCUGAAAGGAGAUCGUUUUGGUUGUCUGGACUCCAUCAUCGUCUACUGUACUCGAAGAGAGGAGACUACUCGCAUUUCAGCGCUGCUCAGGACCUGCCUGCAAGGAGUGAUCCUGAAAGAAAGCAAAUAUAAGAACACUAACAGUCAGGCACAACACAACCCUGUGGGACAGAAAAAGAAAGACUUGGCAAGGAAGAAGAUUCGUAAACCUCUGAAAUGGCAGGCGGAGUCGUACCACGCUGGCUUGUCCUCUUCAGAGCGCCGUCGUGUCCAGAACAACUUCAUGUGCGGGGAGCUCAGACUCGUGGUGGCCACUGUGGCGUUUGGCAUGGGCCUCGAUAAAUCUGAUGUCCGCGGUAUCAUCCACUACAACAUGCCUAAAAGCUUUGAGAGCUACGUCCAGGAGAUUGGGAGAGCAGGAAGAGAUGGAGAGCCCGCACACUGUCACCUCUUUCUGAAUCCCGAGGGGGAGGACCUCCAUGAGCUCCGUCGUCAUAUAUACUCGGACACAGUGGACUACUUCACAGUAAAGAAACUGGUCCAGAAAGUUUUCCCUCCAUGUAAAUGUAAACAGAUUCACCAGAAACAACAGGAGCUUGAACAGGACAUGGAAGAUGCGGAGAUGAUGGAAAUGAUGGAUAUGUGCGACCAGGAGAACCUGAACCCUCCUAAUCAGCAGGACUCAGAACAUACAGAUACACCAGAACAGUCAACUGCACAGGAGUCAUCACAUCCAGAAGCAGCAGAGCUACCUCUCCAAGACUGUAAAGAUGAAGAGAAGAAAAUGGAGUUGGAGGAGAAGAAAGAUGAGCAGAGUGUCGAACACGAAGAAGCAGACAACUCGAUAAAGCCCAAGGAAGGGGAGUCGAAAGAAGAUGAUUGGCUAAGGGACCAGGAAGAGGAGGGCAGUGAUUGGCCCAAAGAGCGGGUCUGUCACACGCAUGAGAGAGCGAUUCCCAUGGAAGCAACUGUGGAGGCUCUGGACAUCACAGAGGAAGGUGUAGAAACGCUGCUCUGCUAUCUGGAGCUGCAUCCCCAGCGCUUUGUUGAACUGCUCCACCCCACGCUGUCUGUGUGUAAAAUCGGCUGCUAUAGUGGACCCAAACAACUCCAGAAACUAACUAAAAUUUGCCCUCCCAUUGCUGUGGUGUUGGCCAGAAGGCGCAUGGCGGGCGAGCGGGUGGAGACGUGUGAUCAGCUGGAGUUCGACGUUGUUGAGGUUGCAGACACUAUGGGAUGGCAGCUAUCUCUUGUGAAAAGAGGACUCCGACAGCUGCAGUGGUCCUCGGUCGGAGGCCGUAGCGGUGUCAGCGUUGAAUUGUCCUCCAUAUCGUUCUACUUCCGAUCCUUUGGCGACCUCGAUGAUGAGGAGAUGGACAGAGUUUGUCAGUUCCUCUAUAAUCGCGUCCAGAGCCAGGAGAAGACGCAGCUCUACCAGCUAACCUCCUCCUUCAAGGCCUUCAAGAGCGUUGCGUUCCCCAGCGCAUCGUUCUGUGUCGACGACCUGGAUGAGAGUCGCAGUGUGAGGCUGAAAGAGCUGCUGUCCGAGUACUUCGACAAGAGGCGAGACCUAAGCCAAAUGCUCGCUCCGGUGUACAUCGAGGAGCUCGACAAAUAUAAGGUGUCAGACUGUGAGAGUCACAUCAGAGCAGACAUCAGAAGUUUUCUUUCCAACCGGAGUGAUGAGAAGUUUUCUGGAAGAGCUAUUGCUAGAAUCCUCCACGGCAUAGGCAGCCCUUGUUAUCCUGCUCAGAUCUACGGCAGGGACAGGCGCUACUGGAGGAAGUACAUCCAGUUUGACUUCAACCAGCUCAUCAGACUGGCCACUCAGGAGAUCAUUCACUUCAAGUGAGCGACAUGAUGUGCACACACGUAAACCGGUGUGCAUCAAUCACUUACUCACUUAUGAGGUCGGGUUUUAUUAGAUUUGACCAGAAAUACCGUUUUGUAUAUAAUAUCACGUUUAUACCAUCAUGUUGAAUUCAUUUAUCUGCAGUGGUUCCUACAAUGUUUAGUUUGUAUACAUAUAGGAAGUGUACAUUGGAAAAAAUGAUGUGGUCUGUAAUAAAAAAUAAAAUAUUUGUAUUUUUCUA